UGUCAUCACGCACGCUACCUUGCUACCGCCAUGUUGAGUACCGAACGCUAAGCUCCGUGGCGCUUUCUUUCAGACCAGAAUGGAUCGUUCUCAUUUAAAUCCCCACGAACUUAAACGAUACAACGAAAAAAUCGCUGUUAUUGGAUGCGAUCCAUACGAAGUUCCUGCAGACUGUUUUCAACACCUUUCAUCAACUGACAGGCUUCCAGAUUUUUCCUUCCACGACUUAUACAUAUAUCUGAUACACAACCCGUCUUCAUACACCGGGGAAAGUCUGAAAGCUUUUAAAACCACGGAUGCCUAUCGAUAUUUCACGGCUGGCUGGGUCAUUGACCCGAAAAUAUGGUAUCAGAAGAACAAGAAAAUAUUCUUGUGUAAAGCAAAGGUAAGUCGUGUUCUACUGAUCUUUAUGCUUGAUGUAAACAGCGGCUAACACUGUUAGCAUUGCAAAGGGGUAAGCUAGGAUCAUUUAAAUCAUCCACUGAAACAUAGAGCAGGACUAAUGAUUAAUGCAAGAGUGAUGUUAAGGUCCCAAAUAAACAAUUUUGAAAUUUCAAGGGGUGGGUGAACGAACAUCAAGCUCCUGACUGUUGCAAAAAGUCACUCUCAGGCCAUAAAUGCCACACCCACACAACCCUGGGUUGUUGUCAGAGAGGAUGGGACAGUGCUAAUGGCUCACUGCACCUGUAAAGCAGGAUUGGGUGAAGCAUGCUCCCAUGCAGCUGCACUGAUGUAUGCACUACUGGCAGCAGUCAAUGUCAAAGAUGGACAGUCCAGCACUCAGAAGGCCUGUGCCUGGGUCAUUCCAGGCAAAACAUCUCAAAUCCAGUAUGAGGAACUGAGCAAAAUAUCAAUGACCAAGAAGAAUAAAUCAAAAUCCACUACACUGCCCAGCAUUCCUGUCCCUUCAGAGGAUGAAUACAUGAGGUUCUUCCAACAGCUGCAUGAGUGUGAUGUCCAGGAAGGAAAUCCCAACGGAACGGCUAUUUUGUCUGUCAUCGCGGGUCACUCUGACAAAUACAUACCAAAGACUGUCCAACUGAACUUGCCACAACCUCUGACAAGUCUCUUCUCGAAUGCAAGAUUACAAGCAGAUUUAUCAUCACUACUGGUAGAGAGUGAAAAGGUCUUUGAUGAUCUUCAGCUAACGGAAAAAGAGUCAUUUUCAGUAGAAAAGGCAACUAGAGAACAGUCAGCCAGCAAGGUGUGGUUUGAGCCAAGAGCAGGCAGAGUCACAGCAUCGGUCUUCCAUGAGGCAGGCAGGACGGACAGUGCCAUAUCCUUGAUUAAAAGGAUUUGUUACCCUCGAUCCUGUCAGGAUUCUUCUGAGGCAGUGAGAUGGGGAAAUCUAAAUGAGCCAGUAGCAAGGAUACAUUACAUCAAAGCCUUGCAAGGUCAUCACACAGAUUUCCAGGUGACAACAGCAGGCCUCAUCAUCAACACAUCUUUGCCAUGGAUUGGUGCAUCGCCAGAUGGGAUCAUUACAUGUGUCUGCCAUGGUAAAGGUGUGCUUGAAAUAAAAUGUGCCUUUACCCUCAAAAAUAGCUCUCUUGCCAACAGCUGUAACACUGACACAAACUUCUGUCUAGUGGAAAAGGACAAUGUGAUGACACUGAAGGCAAAUCACAAAUACAUGUCACAAGUUCAAGCCCAAAUGCGUAUUGCAGGUGUACAGUAUUGUGACUUUGUUGUGUGGAGUCCCACUGAAACGUUUAUACAACGCAUUCAGUUUGAUGACGUGUUCUUCAGUGAGACGUACAGCAGAGUAGUGCAGUUCAUCAAAACUAGACUUCUGCCAGAACUUUUGGGAAAGUACUACACGGUACCACGCACAGUGGUCUCCCCAAUCUCAGAGAAACAGCCACAUACAGGAUGCUACUGUGGUGAACCACAGGGAGCUCCAGAGGAUGUAGUCAUCUGCGCAUCAAAACUAUGCAAGCGAGGACACUUUCACAGGUCUUGCUUGCAGAUGACAAGGGUUCCAAAAGUGUGGAAAUGUUAUGAAUGCAGGAAGAUAAAGCCAAACUGAGGAACUACACUGUUAUACAACAGACAUUGUACAAAGCUAACAUAACAAAAAGAUAUUCAAUAAUAUUUAGCCUAAGGUUUUGUUUCCUUUUGUUCUGAUGCCAGAGUUUUCCACUUAUAAACAUGGUGUCAUUCCAGUAAUCCCACUUCGGGUUAUUUUCCAACUAAGUCGAAAUACCUUAUUAUUAAGGUACUGCGAUUGUCUUGUGAUCUUUUAAAGUUGUGUUUAACCUGCCUUCUUUAUUCCCUAUUGUUCUUAUUCUAAUGAUAUGCUUGAAAUAAA
This is a messenger RNA of Girardinichthys multiradiatus, 2311 nucleotides long. RefSeq lists its product as uncharacterized. The transcript has 3 exons. Gene Ontology annotation, molecular function: zinc ion binding. The record is from RefSeq and is a predicted model, not a curated record. Bases 671 to 2029 code for a protein of 452 amino acids. Lineage: Eukaryota; Metazoa; Chordata; Actinopteri; Cyprinodontiformes; Goodeidae.